Molecule: messenger RNA, 843 nt
Organism: Symbiodinium natans
Lineage: Eukaryota; Dinophyceae; Suessiales; Symbiodiniaceae
Source: the annotation of a GenBank genome assembly
AUGGGACAAUGUUGCCCCGGUGCAGGGCCAGGCCCGAUCUACAAGGCUCUCCGCCACAACACCCUGGCGCGGGUGACCACCAACAUGGACUUGAGCCUCUUGCGCUUAAACUUCGACCCAUCGAGGCACUUCCGCCAGGUCUACUGCCUCGGGCGGGAGCUGGGUGAAGGGAGCUUUGGCUCCGUGUACACAUGCACGCGACGUCUGACAGGGGAGGAGCGGGCAGUGAAGCAGCUGCUGAAAUCCCGCAUGAAGGACGGAGGCGAGGAUGUUCUAAAUGAGCUGGAGGUCCUCGCGAAGCUGGACCAUCCCAACGUGGUGAAGUUUUUCGAGUUUUUCGAAGAUGACCUUGCCGUGCUCGCUGUGACGGAGCUUUGCGAAGAGGGAGACUUCACCUCUUUGCUGCCGCGGGGCACUGCCGAGGAGUCCGUCCGCCUCCUGUACAGGGACGUUAUGUUGGGCCUGGCCUAUUGCCACUCCUUCGGCAUUGUUCACAGAGACCUGAAGUUCGCCAACUGCGUCGUUACCAAAGGGCACGACCGGGCGAUGGCGAAGAUCAUUGACUUUGGACUCUCUGCCGGGGCUCCUGUUGAGGGUCAGGGGCCUGCAGAGGGCUUUAGAACUUUGUUUGGGGCCCUUUUGGGGAGUUUGCAGCACGAGCCGGCCCCGCCUCAAACUCACACCGCAAAGAGCAUCAAGGAGCGUCAAGGAGCAUCAAGGAGCAUCAAGGGCAUCCUCACAGGUUGUCCGGUUGGGGCCAACCGGAGGGUGGUGGCCGUGGGGGAGGGGAAGGCCAGCGGUGCCAAGCAGCUCAAGCUCACUGAUGCUGACAUGAUGAAGUAG